UGCUUAACCACACUCAUUUGUUUAUUCUAAGAAACGAGAUCAUCGCAAAUCGCAUCACUAUGUGAGCUGUGAGAUCACGAUUCUUCAUACACAACGAACGAUUCUAUAAAAAAAUUGAACGUCUUUUGAGGCUGACUCGAUGUUAUGAGAAAAACAAUACACAAUACCUUGCAUAACGUUUUAAUUUUUUGUUCUGUUCGCCGAUUGAUUUUACAGCUACUUUCUGAAUAUACAACAGAAAUAAGAUUGAAGCGUAUAAAAUAGGAUGGACAGAGUGUUUUGUAUUAUUUCUAGUGUGACUUUCAAUUGAAGAUAGUGAUUCUGAGAUGUUUUUUGCGGUGAUAUCGGUUCUGGUUAUUUUUGGAAGUGUUAUAUCGGCAUUUCCCGGUGAAUACGUUCCCAAAUCAUACUAUCUGAUCGACAACGAGGGCCACCAAUCAGAAGCCGUACCUAUAAGGACGAAAAGGGACCUAAUGAGGCCGCUGUUGCGCUCGAGAAGAGGCGGGGGAAGUGGGGCCAAUUCUCAGGCAAGCGCCGGCGCCCACUCGUCUUCCGGAGGCAGCGGAGGGGGGCAGUACCCAUCCGGGGGUGGGGGGCAGUACCCAUAUGGGGGUGGGGAGCAGUACGGAUAUGGAGAUUACAAUCCGGCCAUAAUGUUCCCGGACUUCGCCGAAUUCGCGCAAAACUUUCCCGCUGCCUUCGGCCCCCCGAGCGGUGGGGGCGGUGGGAGCAGAGCGGGAGGCGCCCACUCCUUCGCCAGCUCCCAUUCCAGCAGCUCGUCGGGCGGGGGUGGUCACGGGGGGCGGUCUCCCGGCAGCGCGGGGGGGUUGGGGGGCGGUCACGAUGUCGGCUAUAAGGGACCUAUUCUCUUCAGUCGUAUCGGAGAAGACCAAGGGACCGGUGUGGACGUUUCUGGGUCAGCCCAAGGACCACGUGGUGCAUUCAGUUCCUCUUCUUCAGCCAUUGACAGCACCGGUAAAAUCAAAUACUCGGUACAGUCGGGAAAAUAUUAAUCAAAAUAUAGUCUCUGCCAAUACUGUAGAAUUUUAGUUUAUUUGCCAUAAUUUUUCUCAGAUACUGCUACAUGCCAUCUUAUAAUCUACAUUUACUAUAUACA
Messenger RNA from Phaedon cochleariae (mustard beetle), 1117 nucleotides. The record is from the annotation of a GenBank genome assembly. NCBI's taxonomy places the organism in Eukaryota, Metazoa, Arthropoda, Insecta, Coleoptera, Chrysomelidae.